Aureobasidium subglaciale EXF-2481 is the source of this 979-nucleotide messenger RNA. RefSeq lists its product as uncharacterized. The transcript has a single exon. The record is from RefSeq and is a predicted model, not a curated record. The coding region runs from base 391 to 885 and encodes 164 amino acids. NCBI's taxonomy places the organism in Eukaryota, Fungi, Ascomycota, Dothideomycetes, Dothideales, Saccotheciaceae.
GAUCUCCGUUCUGAGGAGGCGUCGGUGGAUAAGCCAGAAAAAAACGUUCGCGCCGCAAGCAAAGCUGAGACCUUCAUCCACAUCUCACAAGAAAUGAUGGCGUCUGGAGAUGGGAAUGAACGGGUCAGAGUGGAGGGGUGAAAGGGUAGAGAAAGAGGCUCUUGCGCCAUGCGCACUUGCUCGAACAGGCAGCCAGCCCAGGACCGAAUGGGCGGCGGCGUGUGCAAAUCUAGCGAUGAGGGCAGCAAGCCCAUGUCGUACUGUUGCAUGCGCCGCCAUCCCGGUCUUGGGAGCUGGGUCUUGUUUCCUUACUCAUGUCAUGAUCCAUCUAGAACAGGGGUGGUAAGAAAUCGAGUAUGAUCGAGAUGCGGCAAGGAGACCCUUGACCUCAUGUGCUAUUCAGCACUUGAUCAUUCUCCCUCCCUGUCUGCCGCGCUUUGCAUACUGACCUUCCAGACACACGAUUUUUCGACCGGGUCAUCCACAGCCAUGGUUGCGGAUGUGGAGAUCAAACUGGACUUCAUCAAUUGGAGAAGCAUCGCACGGGUUGAGUGGACCGGUACCGUAUGCAGAGAAGGGCCGGCAUAUUCUACUGCAGAACGACGUCUUGCUUUGGCGCGUUCACUUCCCCCUGCUAACGUACCCUACUCUCUCAUCUACCUGUGGGGCUGCAAUGGGCGUAGCGGAAACGUCGAGCCGGACAUGCAUGAGAUCCAGCAGGGAACGCUCGCGACGUGCAUCAGUCUGCUUGUGUCGACCGGGGAUUUCUCCUUGCACGACAAUGUGGAUUUUCCUCUUUCUGCAUGCAAUUGGGUUCCAACAGAACACAGAGAUCUACAAGCGGCGGGAAGAUCUGUGAGACAAGAUCUGUUGGUAUGGAACUAGUGCAGAGAUGUUCAAUGUGCUUUGGUCUUUGUUCGACCUCUACUUACCUACACUUCCCCAUGCUAUGUUCCCUGGAGAAGUAUACUCAAGUAAA